GGGUACAUCGUAGAUACGAUUCACGAGGUUCUCGCGUGGCUUGAAGAGAGACCUAUUUUAGACCUCUUUGGCAGGCGUUAGACUCGCUCUUGCCGUGAAAUUGUCGACCCAGGGAAAUCCCACCAAGCGUCAUAAGUUAUAACCCAUGUACACCUGCCUUAAAUCUCUCUGUUUUGAUCUUCAUAUAUACCAGGGGUUUGCAGAUUUUGUAGUAUCUGGAAAGCCAUCCGCUUAGCGUCAUCCCCACGUUUCUGUUGAUGAUCAAUGGUUGCUUUUUCUUCCUCAUGAGCAACACUUCUUCGAUAUACCAAGGUCUCGAUCUCAAUGAUGAAUCUCAUCUCUCGUGAUGACCAUGUUCUUGGUGUUAAUCGGGGAGCCCAAGUAACAGGUGUUGCAUGUGCCUCUUUGGCCCUACCGUGGAUUGCCGGUAUACUUCGUUUUUAUGUCAGGAUUGGAAUUCAAAAGUUCUUUGGACCUGAAGAUUGGUUGACGGUUGCUUCUAUAACUAUACACACUGCUUUGUGUGGACUUUUAUUACGGUCACUCGCAUUUGGACUCGGUGCUCAUAUAUAUAAUAUCGAUUCAGAUUAUCUUGAUAUGCUUGCCAAGUACAUAUUUGCAAGUGAACUUCUUUAUGUUAUUACCAUGGCUAUCACGAAAGUUUCCAUUGGGGUCUAUUUUUUACGACUUGCCAACAAACGAUAUCAAUUUUGGAUUAUCUAUAGUGUUAUGGCUAUUGCAGUCAUGGUUAGCAUAGCAUACUUUAUCUUCGUAUUGUUGCAAUGUCAACCAAUAUCUUAUUUCUGGAAUAUGUUCGAUGACGGUAGCGGAUUUUGUUUGAGCACAUCAACUCGAGCCAAUGUCACCUAUGCACAUGCCGCCAUGAGUGCUCUAACGGACUGGGCUUAUGGCAUUCUACCAAUCACAUUUGUCUGGAAGAUGAAAAUGAACCCGCGCACAAAGCUAUCGGUUGUUCUUAUUCUAUCUCUCGGUUUCUUUGCAAGCACAGCAACAAUAGUCCGCAUAUACUACAUCAACAAGCUCAACCAGACCACCGACUACACUUGGGAAGGAAUCAAUCUAGUAAAAUGGUCUAUCGUUGAACCCGCCAUCGCCUUAACUGCCGCGUCUUUUGCCACGCUUCGACCGCUCUUCAAUGUCCAUCAGAAGAAAGCCUUUAGUAUCUACUCUGAUAGCUCGGCCACCGCGGGCAAAACAUCCCAGGAAACCCUUGUCGAUUCUGAUGACGAAUAUUCAAAACAAUUCGCUGCAAUGCUGGGCCUAAGCGACACGUGUGGCGUUCGAACAUACGUAUAUGCGGACAAAAAGAUCGUGCGGAAGGAUGAUUUAGAGAGAGAACGACUACAGGCGGCAUGGAAAGCAGAAGAGUUGGAUGAUUCAAUAGAAGUAAGUGAUCUGAGUGCAGGGUAUCAAUCGGGAGAGAGCAGUCGUUCGAUCGCAGAAAGUAGUGAGACGGGAAGUAGGGGUGGAGAAAGGAUUGAUUGGGCGAGUGGAUAUAAGACGACCGUUAUCACUCAGACGAGUGAAUGAUUUGUUUGAUUUGCGAAGAUACCUUUGCGUUUGCUUUACGUUUGUUGUGUUACUUAGCGGGAAUUUGGGAUGUUAUUAUUGGCUCUUCUAUUCUAUUUUAUGAUAUACUUUGGAAAGAGUGGGCGUGAAAUAUUAUCUUUCCA
Messenger RNA from Botrytis cinerea B05.10, 1694 nucleotides. RefSeq lists its product as hypothetical. Bases 325 to 1551 code for a protein of 408 amino acids. The record is from RefSeq and is a predicted model, not a curated record. The transcript is spliced from 4 exons. Lineage: Eukaryota; Fungi; Ascomycota; Leotiomycetes; Helotiales; Sclerotiniaceae.